GAUACCUUCUCCUGUUCCUGUUCCUUUCUCAUGCUGUUUCUCUUUCCCCCUAUUUUUCUUAAUAAAUUUUCUCUCUCUACAUAUUCAAAUUUUGAUCCUCCUAGAUAAAGCUUGUUCGUAAUCAGAUCAGAAAUUCUUCUACAAUCAAUUUGGCUUCAUGGAAAAUGAUGCUGGAUGCUCUUCAACUCAGUUGAUCGAUGGAGAUGGUACUUUCAACGUUUCUGGGAUUGAGGCUUUUAUGAAAGAAGUAAAGUUGGCAGAAUGUGGGCUUUCGUAUGCCAUAGUCUCCAUCAUGGGUCCACAAAGCAGUGGGAAAAGUACACUAUUGAAUCAUUUAUUUGGAACCAACUUCAGGGAAAUGGAUGCAUUUAGAGGAAGGUCUCAGACAACAAAAGGAAUAUGGCUAGCAAGAUGCGCAGGCAUUGAGCCGUGCACCCUAGUAAUGGAUUUGGAGGGUACCGAUGGUAGAGAAAGAGGAGAGGAUGAUACUGCUUUUGAGAAACAAAGUGCUCUCUUUGCCCUUGCUGUUUCUGACAUAGUGCUUAUAAACAUGUGGUGCCAUGACAUAGGGCGUGAGCAGGCAGCAAAUAAACCGCUUCUGAAGACUGUAUUCCAAGUUAUGAUGCGGUUGUUUAGCCCUCGUAAAACAACUCUGAUGUUUGUGAUACGUGAUAAAACAAGGACUCCCCUUGAAAAUCUAGAACCAGUUCUGCGAGAAGAUAUUCAAAAGAUAUGGGAUUCAGUUCCUAAGCCACAAGCCCAUAAGGAUACUCCUCUGAGUGAGUUUUUCAAUGUUGAGGUUGUUGCUCUUUCGAGCUAUGAAGAAAAGGAAGAACAAUUUAAAGAACAGGUUGCUAGCUUGAGACAGCGAUUCAAUCACUCUAUAGCUCCUGGUGGUCUUGCUGGAGAUCGCCGGGGAGUUGUGCCUGCUUCAGGAUUUUCUUUCAGUGCACAGCAGAUGUGGAAAGUUAUUAAGGAGAACAAAGACCUUGACCUUCCUGCACACAAAGUUAUGGUGGCUACUGUUCGUUGUGAAGAAAUUGCCAAUGAAAGAUACAGUGACUUUACUCAAAAUGAGGAAUGGCUUCAGCUGGAGGAGGCCUCGCAAUCUGGCCCUGUUGCUGGAUUUGGAAAGAAGCUUAGUUCUAUAAUUGGAAACUGCUUUUUUCAGUAUGAUUCAGAGGCUGUGUAUUUUGAUGAGGGUGUUAGAACCUCCAAGAGGAAGCAUCUUGAAGAUAAAUUACUGCAACUUGCUCAACCAGCUUUCCUUUCCAUUUUGGGACAUUUACGUUCUGGAACAGUAGAAAAAUUUAAGGAAGCAUUCGACAAAGCUCUUAAAAGUGGGGAAGGGUUUUCUAUAGCAUCCCAGAAAUGCAAACAGAGCUUCGUGAAUCUUUUUGAUGAAGGAUGUGCAGAUGCUGUUAUCGAACAAGCAAACUGGGAUACAUCUAAGACAAGGUCCAAACUUAUACGUGAUUUAGAUGAAUAUAUCACUUCAGUUCGUGAUGCCAAAUUGGCUGAACUUACUACUAGUUAUGAGGAAAAAUUAAACGAGGCUCUUGUAGGGCCGGUUGAAGCACUUUUGGAUGGUGCAAAUGAUGAGACAUGGCCAUCAAUCCGAAAACUUCUUCGACGUGAGACCCAGUCGGCCAUUUCUGGGCUUGCCAGUGAUCUUUCUGGUUUUGAGUUGGAUGAUGAGACUCGUGCUAAAAUGCUAGCUAGGAUAGAAAAUCAUGCAAAUGGUAUUGUUGAGGGAAAAGCCAAGGAGGAAGCUGGAAAGAUCUUGAUCCGCAUGAAGGAUAGGUUCACGAUUUUGUUUAGCCAUGAUACUGACUCAAUGCCCCGAGUUUGGUCUGGGAAGGAGGAUAUAAAAUCAAUCACAAAAGCUGCUCGUUCUGCGUCCCUCAAACUGCUUUCUGUUCUAGCUGCGAUACGGUUGGAAGAUGAAUCUGAUGAUAUUGACAAAACUCUAUCCCUUGCUUUAGUGGAGAAAACGGGUAUCACUAGUGAAAGGAGUGUCACGGUUUCUGAUCCGCUAGCUACAAGCACCUGGGAGAAGGUUCCAUCGUCAAAGACUUUGAUAACACCAGUCCAAUGCAAAUCAUUGUGGAGGCAAUUCCAGAUGGAGACAGAAUAUACUGUUAGUCAGGCAAUUGCUGCUCAGGAGGCCAGCAGACGUAGUAACAAUUGGCUGCCACCUCCAUGGGCAAUCGCUGCCAUGCUUAUUUUAGGUUUUAACGAGCUCAUGACUCUUUUAAGGAAUCCUUUAUGGUUUGCCGUUCUCUUUGUUGUAUUUCUAGUAAGCAAAGCAUUGUGGGUGCAGAUGGAUAUAUCAAAUGAAUUCCGUCAUGGCUGGCUACCUGGAUUCCUUUCCAUUUCAACAAGAAUUGUACCUGCGGUUAUGACAAUGCUCAGAAACCUAGCUGAGCAGGGAAACAGACCAGCAACUACAGGUUCUCGUACAAACCCACCACCCCUAGCCGCUAACAGCUUCCAUAGAGACGGUCUUUCAUCAACUGGUUCUUCGCAUGUAACAACAAAUGAAAACGGAACAGAGUAUUCAAGCUCUUCACAUGAUGAUUAGGUGGACUUGUUUGAUUGCAUAAAAAUUUGGUCUGAGACUCUGAUUUUACUCUACAAGUCAUGUCGCUUCAUCAAGGGGGUGGACAUGUACUUUGCCGAUUAAUUUAAUUCUUAUAGCAGAAAAAAGGUGGAUCCGUGGAUGGAUGAUUGGUGAGAAGGCAUUGAUUUUUGUCGAUGUGCCACAUGCAGGGGUCAGGACUUCUGGUACGAAGAAUCCCUCCCCACCCCUGCGAUAGUUUUGUUUUUCCUUUACUUCACUCUUCUCCGUGUGUUGUAGUGAUCCUGAAUCUGUAAUGGUUGUCUCAGUUAGCUUGUCAUUUUUGUAUGUGAAAGAUUCGCAUUUUCUGAAGUUUCAUUGUAUUGUUAAUAGAAACAUUUUAUCUGAGAGUUAAAACUGAUGAGCAUUUAUAUGAGUGGACUGAUAAUUCGAUUUAGAUUGAUACUCAAA
This is a messenger RNA of Amaranthus tricolor (Joseph's coat), 3031 nucleotides long. RefSeq names its product protein ROOT HAIR DEFECTIVE 3-like. The transcript has 23 exons. Lineage: Eukaryota; Viridiplantae; Streptophyta; Magnoliopsida; Caryophyllales; Amaranthaceae. Gene Ontology annotation, molecular function: GTPase activity; GTP binding. The record is from RefSeq and is a predicted model, not a curated record. Gene Ontology annotation, cellular component: endoplasmic reticulum. The coding region runs from base 158 to 2584 and encodes 808 amino acids. Gene Ontology annotation, biological process: endoplasmic reticulum membrane fusion.